Charadrius vociferus (killdeer) is the source of this 714-nucleotide messenger RNA. It is a transcript of the gene TK1, whose product is annotated as thymidine kinase 1, soluble. Bases 1 to 702 code for a protein of 233 amino acids. The record is from RefSeq and is a predicted model, not a curated record. The transcript has 7 exons. Gene Ontology annotation, biological process: thymidine metabolic process. Gene Ontology annotation, molecular function: ATP binding; thymidine kinase activity. NCBI's taxonomy places the organism in Eukaryota, Metazoa, Chordata, Aves, Charadriiformes, Charadriidae.
AUGUGGCCUGGGCAGAGGGCAGAGUUGGGAGGGCACCGGGACAGUGCAGGCGGCCGCAGCCUCCGCUGGGCAGCACCUUCCUUUGGGGGCUAUGUGAUCUUCGGCCCCAUGUUCUCCGGGAAGAGCACGGAGCUCAUGCGGCGGGUGCGGCGAUUCCAGCUGGCCCAGUACCGGUGCCUAUUGGUGAAGUACGCCAAGGACACGCGCUACUGCACCUCCGGCGUCUCCACACAUGACAGGAGCACCAUGGAGGCGAUGCCAGCCUGCCUCCUCAUGGACGUGUACCAGGAGGCACUGGGCUCUGCUGUCAUCGGCAUUGAUGAAGGCCAGUUCUUUCCAGACAUCGUGGAUUUCUGUGAGAUCAUGGCCAACGCUGGGAAAACCGUCAUUGUUGCUGCUCUUGAUGGGACUUUCCAGAGGAAGGCUUUCGGGAGCAUUCUGAACCUGGUCCCGCUGGCAGAGAGUGUGGUGAAGCUGAACGCCGUGUGCAUGGAGUGCUACCGAGAAGCCUCCUACACAAAGAGGCUGGGAGCAGAGAGGGAGGUUGAAGUGAUUGGAGGAGCAGACAAGUACCACUCUGUCUGCCGAUCCUGCUACUUCCGCAAGCGGCCUCAGCAGGCUGGGUCAGAAAACAAGGAGAACGUGCCCAUGGGGGUGAAGCAGCUGGACGUGGCUGCCUCCCGGAAGAUCUUUUUUGCUUGAUUGCUGGGCUCC